GCUUGACUCUGAUUGGUCGUGCGCCCGGUUUUAUACCAUGCUUGACUCUGAUUGGUCGAUGAUGAUCUGUAUGCUGGGAGGGGUUGGUAAUGGUCGGAGGGCACGGCAGAACAUAACCAUGGAAAGCAAGCGAGCAAGCUCAGAGGGCAGAAACGCGAGAAUGCUGAAGGUGGUGGUGUGCAGCAACAACUUGGAGCAUCCUUGUCUGCCCGGCGGCUUUAUAUCAUGCUGGACUCUGAUUAGUGAAUGGAGAUGGAGCGCAGAAGAUGAAGCAAGAGUCGUAGCACCCCUCUGCUCAGACGACAACAAGAACAAGGGAAAUUGCGUGCUGUAGUGAUUGUGCUAAGUAGCACUCGUGGUUUACGGCUCUUCACAUGGAGUGCGAAUGUCCACAGUGUACUGUUGACAGCAGGGAAAAAGACCCCAGGAUCGUGCGAAGGAUGAUAUGGCGACGAUGAUGGUGCCGGUACUGAAUUUGUUGCAGCAAUGUGCAGAGGAGUGAAAGCUAUCGGUAGUAUGUGUGCUUCAAUUCGCCGAGUACAGUGGGGUAGUUUACUUCAAUCCGCCGAGUAUGGUGGGGUAGUUUUAGAGGAAGGAGGUAUCGUUGAGGAAGUGACUGUGGAAGAGGGGCAAGGAUGAAGAUGAAGCUUAGGCAAUUUGACAGAUGUAGGAGAGAGAUGGGUGGUGUGCCAGCUGCAGACUAUGUGCUCGAGCCUAGAUUCCAAGCCCUUGUAUGCUUCACAUCUUAACAGAGACGAUAGUGCACAUACCAUGAUUAUGCCGCCGUAUGUUCUUAGUACAUUUCACACAAGGUUGGGGGCUCAAACUCCAGCAAAAGACAGGAAUGGACUUCUACAGUGGGAAGAUGGCAUUGGAAUUUGAAAUUGAUUGAAUUGAAUUAAACCACCAGUAAGUACUUCCUAAAGUUGUGCCCGUAAACAAGCCACAAUUUUAGGAAAUGUACGGGCCACUAUAGGAGCGCCCACAUUCAUCUGACUAGAAAGGUUUCUAGUCUAUUUUUUUCCCACGGCUGAUAGCCGGGCCGAAGUACUGGUGGUUUAAGGGAUGCCAUUGAAUUGCUCAGGAUCAGUAGAGAGCCUGGAGGAUAUGCCAAUGGAUGGCUGCAAUGUGGAGAGGGUCGACGGCUGUCCGGCCAGGGGCACGAUCGUGUCAACAUUGAAGCAAGCAUGUAUCAGCUCUUAAUCAAAUCAGAUGUGAUUGCCGUGGAACGUCUUGCCCACUCUUGUGAUCGGCAACGAGGAUUACCCGCCCUUACGAUCGACGAUGAGGAGUAUAAAGUGUUGGGACCCCACCAUCGUGAGGUGCAGGUCCUCUUCACUGUCUUCAGGCCUACCUAUGAAGUUGGCGUCUGCUGGUGGCUGCAUUUGUGAUGGUUUCAUUUGCAGUCGAAGUCUCGCUGGUCACUGUUCUGCAAGGUAAGCUAUGAUGUGUCAUGUACUGUUAGCCCAUUUAGGCGAGGAAUAUGGGCAAAACACUGGGUCACCCGUUAGGUGCGUAGUUGAGGGGGGGGAGGGGGGGAGGGGUGCGCGAGCAUUAGAUGUGCGGUGGAGUGGGUUGUUGUUAUGCCAUUCUUUGUUAGGUCUUGAAAAAGUGCAUGGUCAUGUUGUUUGCAGGGGGAAAGACUUGGUAGUCUCUUUUUGAAGUCUAUCAUGAGGCUGGUAAUCAUAGGUAGAGCCGCGAAGUUCGCAAUGGUAGGUAGAGCUCUCGAGAUCGCUUCGUUUGGAAAAAAAAGAAGCAUUUGUUGUGGGGCAGAGGUGCAGGAGCGAUCGAUUGAUGUGGAAUGUAAACGACGUUGUUUGCUAUUCCCUUUGAGCGACUGCGUGCCUGCCUGCCUGCCUUCGAGUUCUCACGAUUUCGUUCGUCGUAGUCUGUUUCCAGCCAACAUUCUUUUGAGCUACUGACCUCUGGUCUGAAAAAAUGAUAGCUUUUUUCUCUUAAAAUAAUCACCUGGAUGAUGUAUAUCGUCACCACUAGUGGUUGUUAAUACUACUUUUUCACCAGAAUUCAUGAAAUAAGAGUCAACUGACUUUGGUCACUCGAAGAAAAUGACAAGUGGUGGGAGGAGUGGAAAGGACUGUGGGCGAGUGUUCGUAGGCGGCCGCCCGUGCAAUGUGUGCAUGCAUGUGCAGAACAUGCUGUCCUAUGUCCAGUUGAAAUCUGUGCCGUGCUCGUCUCAGAACUUUGAGAUGUGUUGGUGUAGCUGGCGGCUGCUGCCCGGUAUCGGUGCAGCCUAGUGAUCGUGCACAGCAGAAUGAGAGUGCUUUUGUGGGAUGGAUGAAAGAGAUGCAGAGGAGGGAAGCUGGAGGAUACACGUAGGUGAGUCCGUAGGAAGGUGUAGGUAAAAGAUAACGGCCCUUCGAUUGUGGGAUAGCACUUGCUGUGGCUGUCUGCUGGGGCUUAUCUGGUUUGGAGUGCUUCUGUGCGGUAGAUGAGUGUGGAAGAGGGUGCAGGUAGGUAGGCCUGGAAGCUCCCGGUUAAUUGAGGUAUAGCACUGUACAAGUCUGGAGAUGCAAGCCAGGAGGAGUAGUUGGUGAAGGAGAUUGAGCGGGACACCGUUGAACAAGCGAAGGAAAUGCCGAGAACAGAGAGCGAAUGAGGGAAAAGGCAGUGCAGUAUCGGCAGAGGGAUCUCUGAAAGGAGUUGAAGAUCCUAUACGUCACUUGUUGUGUGCAGUACCGCCCUGGGGGGCAAAAAAACGGAGAUAGCCGACACCAUGGGUGUAAGACACAAUGUGAGCCUUAUUGCAUG
Molecule: messenger RNA, 2769 nt
Organism: Chara braunii
Lineage: Eukaryota; Viridiplantae; Streptophyta; Charophyceae; Charales; Characeae
Source: the annotation of a GenBank genome assembly